UGUUUCAAAAUGGCGCUGGCUGGGGUAAAAUUUGAUGAUGGUCAACCUGGUUUUGUUCCAAAUUGCUUUCCUGUGCGGCCCAUUUUCGGUCACAACAGUAAUGAUGGUGGAAAAUGGUUAGUUGUGCAGCAUGAAGAGCAGCAACGAAGAUUUAACUCCAUUUUGUGCGCUAAGCCUCGGACAUACUCACGCAUCAAAGAAGAACGCAAAAAGUCUGAGCGUCUGGGGACAAAAUUAGACAACCAUAGCUUCAAUGAAAGCACAGAGGAAAAAGAAGAUGAAGGAAAAAUUUUGGAUGGAUUUUUUUUGAUGAAACACAGCUGUGUUGAAGACCCAUCAGAUCUUUGUUCUGUAAAUGUAGCCAAUCAAGAGCUAGUUGAUGUCAAAGAAGAAGACAUGGCACUAUUUGAAAAUGUAGCCUAUGUAAAUGCUGGAGAAAACUAUUUACCAUUUGAGGCUUUUAGAGGUUUUCCAUCAUUAAGAGAACUGGAAUUACCACUGAAUGGACUCAGAAGCUUAAAGAUAUCACAUACAGACUUCUCUAAUCUAGAGAUGUUGGAUCUGUCGUACAACAACCUGUCCCAGGAUGAUCUCUUGAACCUUGGUCUCCUGGUUAAACUCAAGGUGCUGCAUCUGACAGGGAACAACUUCAGUGGCUUGCCUCAAGAUUUAGCCAUGCCUUAUCUCUCUAGAGAAAGGCAGGUCAAAGUUCAGAGGUUUGCCUGCCUAGAAGUUCUGCUCCUGGAUGACAACAAGCUGAAGGAGAUGACUGUGUUUGCAGCACUGGCAGGACUCCCAAAGCUGAGACACCUAAAUCUGUCCAAGAAUGAGCUCUAUUUUGUGCCCCAACUUAAAUCUGUGGAAGGAAGGGUGAUAACUCAGGAUGGGAAAGACAGGAAACGGUCGAGUCACUCUUCCCACUCUAGAACCAGCAGGAAAAGCUCUCGUCAGUCAAAGCAAAGGAAUUCUGCUAAGGAAAAGACUGAAGGUCAAAAUGAUGACUCUUCAAACUUGGGGGAAACUAGAAAAACUUCUGACAGUAAAGAGUUGAAAGAUGCAAGUCUACCAGAUCUAUUAGCUGAUGACUUCAGUACUGCUGACCUGUCUGCUCGCAUAGAAGAAUUUGAUGAAGAAUCUACAACAUCAGCGCUAACUCCACAUCCAGAGCUGGAUGGCCCUCAAGUGCCACCAUUUCCUGAACUGCGAUAUCUGAAUUUGGCCAACAACAAUAUCUGUGAAGAAGAUGCACUUUUGGCCGUAGCAGCCUGGCCCCUGCUGGCUGAACUGGACGUCUAUGACAACCCUCUGACCACAGAUUUCUGUGGGGACCCACCAUUGCUGAAAAGGUUCCUACAGGACAGGCUGGGCAUCAAGCUCAACAGAAAAAAGCCACAAGAGGGUUCAGGGUUUCUUAAAAAAGGGAAAGUAGAAAUUCACCCCAAGCCUAUCAAAAUCACAGACAGGGUUCCUAAAGUGCCGAAGGUUCCUGUGGAAGAGAAGAUGAUGCUGGAACCACCACCAUCCCACAAGGCAAUUCAUGGCAGCUCCACUGCCAGAGAUACCCAUGAUGAUAUGGGGGUCAAAGGAGCUCAUCAAAAACCAGUUCUGCCACCUAUUCAAAGUGAAUCUAAAGAUGAAGUUUUAGAUGCCUGGAUAGAUGACUACAUGGAGAAAGAGUCCUUUGAGGAAGAGCAAGAUGGCAGAGAAGAAGUUCCCAGCAAUGCAUCAUCUGAUCAGUUUUUCAUGACUCAGUUGGAUGACAUGGGGGAGAAGAGAAAAGGCAGAGACUUCAAAGCAUCAUCUUUGGCAGAAAAAAGUUUUGAACCCAGGCAAAAUAAAACAGACCAAGCUGCUGAUUCAAAGUACCGAGGCUACGAGGAUUUGUUGAACAUUGAAGAUCUGGAUGAUGAGCCCAUUCUACCCCCUGCUAAAGACAUACAGGGCAACAUCAGAACACUAAAGCACACACUAAACCAUUUGCUGGUGUACAGGGACCCUGCUGUUGAACUGACCAGGGUCAAGAAAAUGGUGCCAGAGUAUAGAAGGGUGCCAGUUGUUCCUUCAAAGCCGACCCAGACAUACCAAGAGAAGGUGGAUGAUGUGCUGGCUAAAUUAAAAGCCAGGCCAACAUUUGAAGAGGAAAAACUCACCAAUGUGUUAACUGAUAAAAAGAAGUUCCAGAACAAAUUUCCAGAGGCUCAGGUCUUGCUGGGUCAGAUACAAAGGCGAUACAAUGCUGUCCGUGUUGCUUCUCUCAAGGAUGCCAAAACAGCUCAGGAAAUCCAUGGGAGUAUUCCAGGACUUGUACCCACCCCUCCAGCUAAGGCAAAACUAGUAUAGAACAAAUGUUCUAGGAUUUGUUCCAAUAUCUUCAGUUAAGGCAAAACUAGUAUAGAACAAAUGUUUUGGGAUUUGUUCCAAUAUCUUCAGCUAAGGCAAAACUUGUAUAGAACUAACAUUCUAGGAUUUGUUCAAAUACCUUCAGCUAAGGCAAAACUAGAAUAGAACUAAUGUUCUAGGAUUUGUUCCAAUCUCUCCAGCUAAGGCAAAACUAAUAU
Molecule: messenger RNA, 2558 nt
Organism: Physella acuta
Lineage: Eukaryota; Metazoa; Mollusca; Gastropoda; Physidae
Product: X-ray radiation resistance-associated protein 1
Cellular component (GO): nucleus
Molecular function (GO): protein binding
Source: RefSeq, a predicted model, not a curated record